Messenger RNA from Penicillium brevicompactum, 1800 nucleotides. RefSeq names its product ferric reductase family protein. Gene Ontology annotation, biological process: intracellular iron ion homeostasis; iron ion transport; copper ion import. NCBI's taxonomy places the organism in Eukaryota, Fungi, Ascomycota, Eurotiomycetes, Eurotiales, Aspergillaceae. Gene Ontology annotation, molecular function: ferric-chelate reductase activity. The record is from RefSeq and is a predicted model, not a curated record. Gene Ontology annotation, cellular component: plasma membrane. The transcript has a single exon. Bases 1 to 1800 code for a protein of 599 amino acids.
AUGAACUCCUUCUUCUUGGCCAUGUCCCUAGCUGGACUAACCAGCGCCUCGGACAUCGAAUAUACUAUUGCAAAGCGAUCUGGUGGCUCCUCAUGGUACUUCUACGAAGCUGUCAAUGAUGACCUGGCACGCUAUUCAAUCCUGGCACUGGGCUGUGCCGCCGCUGCCUAUUACAUCUGGCAGCUCUCCUUUCGUUUUUCGCGUCACCUCCGACGCCUUGCUAGCUUCACCGAUGACCGACAGCGAUACUUCGUAUCGACACAUGAUACUUUCGCGUGGAUCAAGGAGCAUAUCAUCUAUGCUGCGCUGUUCCGCACCAGACACAACCAGGAGCUACAGCUCUCAUCAGCUAUCAACAUGGGUACUCUGCCCAGCCGCUUCCAUGCAUUCCUUGUAACUGGUGUUGUCGCCAUGAACGUUGCUCUGUGCUGUGUUACCACCCCAUAUGGCAACGAGGAAGAUACAUUGGCCGGUAUUGUGCGCAACCGCACUGGUACCAUGGCGACUGUCAACCUUAUCCCCCUGGUCAUCAUGGCUGGCCGUAACAACCCUCUCAUCGCUAUGCUCCAUGUUCCUUUCGAUACUUGGAACUUGCUUCACCGAUGGCUGGGACGCAUUGUAGUCCUCGAGAGUCUUGCACAUGUGCUCGCGUGGGCUAUUCCUAAGGGCCAAGAGAAGGGCUGGGCCAUCGUCGGCAAGGCUAUGUUCGGAAGCAGCUUCCUGUUGACAGGAUUUGUGGCUGCUGUUGCUUUCGUCGCAUUGUUGCUCCACUCGCCCUCGCCUGUUCGUCAUGCCUUCUAUGAAACCUUCCUGCACCUUCACAUUGCCAUUGCAGCAGUCUCUAUGGGUUUCCUUUGGGUUCAUCUCAACGGACUUGCUGCGCAGACUUACCUGCUUGCAUCCAUCAUUCUGUGGGCUCUCGAGCGCGCCACCCGCUUCCUGAUCAUCGUGUACCGCAACUGUGGCCGUGAGUCCACCACCGCAUUCAUCGAAGCCAUGCCCGGUGACGCCAUGCGUAUUACUCUGCGCAUGGCCCGCCCCUGGACUUUCCGUCCCGGUCAACACAUCUACCUAUACGUUCCUGCCGUUGGAUGGUUGACCUCGCACCCAUUCUCCGUCGGCUGGAGCGAAAUGGAAGAUAACGUUUCAGACGAGAAGUCUCUCCCCCUCACCAGCCAGGACCUUCUCAACGCACCGCAGAAGGAAACCAUCUCCCUCCUAGUCCGUCGCCGCACCGGUAUGACCGACAAGCUCUUCCAGCGUGCCGUGAACGCCCCCGACUCCAAGAUCACUCUCCGCGCUUUCGCAGAGGGUCCAUACGGAAACAUCCACACCAUGGACUCGUACGGUACCGUGAUGCUCUUCGCCGGUGGUGUCGGUAUCACCCACCACGUCCCCUUCGUCCGCCAUCUGGUUGACGGAUUCGCGAACGGCACCGUCGCUGCUCGGCGUGUUACCCUCGUGUGGAUCAUUCAAUCCCCGGAACACCUGGAGUGGAUCCGGCCCUGGAUGACCAGCAUCUUGGCCAUGGAUCGUCGUCGUGAAGUCCUUCGCAUCAUGCUCUUCGUCACACGGCCCCGCAACACCAAGGAGAUUCAGAGCCCAUCAGCCACUGUGCAGAUGUUCCCUGGUCGUCCGAACAUCGAUACGCUCAUUGGCAUGGAGGUCGAGAACCAGAUUGGCGCUAUGGGCGUGUUGGUCUGCGGCAACGGUGGCUUGAGUGAUGACGUGCGCCGUGUCUGCCGCAAGAGGCAGGCUCGCUCCAACGUUGACUAUGUGGAAGAGAGUUUCUCUUGGUAA